This is a messenger RNA of Penicilliopsis zonata CBS 506.65, 2220 nucleotides long. RefSeq lists its product as hypothetical. Gene Ontology annotation, biological process: regulation of chromosome condensation. The record is from RefSeq and is a predicted model, not a curated record. The coding region runs from base 161 to 2116 and encodes 651 amino acids. NCBI's taxonomy places the organism in Eukaryota, Fungi, Ascomycota, Eurotiomycetes, Eurotiales, Aspergillaceae. The transcript has 3 exons.
UCAAGACUUUACAUAUAGUUACUACCAUUUAAUAACAAAGAACUACGGGCAAUAUUUUCAAGAAAAGGAAGCAUAAUCCUAAUCAUCCUAUACAAAAUUCUUUAAUAGCACUAUUACCACACUAUAAAGUGCUGCAUUCAUCUUUUGGACCAAGGAGAAAAUGAGUCCUAGACUGCGUACCUCAAAAAUAACCAAAAUACAGCAAUCAAAAACUCUAGAUGAAGGUGCUAGGCCAAGGCACACCGGUAUUGCCUCUUCUCAGAAAAAACACGAUACAAUUUCACAGCCCAGCAGCCUUUUGAAUCACAGAGACUCAAAUAAUGCUUCACAAACUAACCCAAGGAAAGCCUCAGUAUCUUCCCAAAAACCGAAUGUCCAGAAAAGGCAACAGAUAUUGCUCCGCCGAAGGCUGGUGGAUUCCUUGGACACCCAGGAAAAUAACAGUAAAGAAAGAUUGUUUGAUCAAACUGCCAAAGAGAAGCUAUCUCUGUUGUCUGGUCUCACGGGUACAACUAUAAGCAGGAAUCAAGUUGGAGAACCAGAAAGUAUGAAAAUCAGUCAGAAUCAAACUGGAAGUAGGGGAAUCACAUAUGCACGUGAACGAUCAUUUCUUUCAACUAUCAAAACCACUUCUAAGAAUGACCACUCGAUGGAAUUUGGAUGCCAUCCUAGCUCCGAUCCUCAUACAAGCCCAUCAUCUCCUGUUUCGACGUCUCUUGUUGACCAGUCAAGCAAUGGCAGAGGGCCUGUUCAAAGCAUCCAUGAAUUAAGACAGGCUGGGGUGGAUGCCAGACUUCGAGGCACUUUCGAGUCAGUUUUUGAAGACAUUGAGCACGCUGAAAAGUCAAAUACUAUACGGCGCAGCGGCUUUAUACUAUUGUGUCAGAAACUUCAGGAUGAGAAGUAUAUACAUGGCUUCAUCAAUGGUGGCUUCGAGCAUCGACUACUACUGUCUCUCGACCGUGAAUUGGAUAUUGUCUCUGCAAUCCUAGGAUUGUGUUGCUAUGAAUUGAUCCAGUCUCGGAGUCAUUCGGCCUUGAUCCCUUCUAUUUCUUCUUGGCCAAAGAUUCUGAAUCUCACUUUUGUGCUACUUGGAGCGGGGGAUGACAUUUCUCGCUCGGUGACAGACUCUUGCUUGGGUCUUUCGAGGGGAUUGAAGAGAGAAUUACAAGACGUAAUCUCGCGCAUGCGCCCAGUCUUUGGAGAACAGUUUCUAUUUAUGUCCCCGCGCCUGGCAGCACUUUGGUCUCUCCGAUCAACUCUUAAAGCACUACACUCAACAAAGGCCAAAAUCCCUUCUAUGGACCCUCCUUUUCUACACGCCCUUACUAUACUGCUUAAUCUCUUAGCAGGUGAAGCCUCUCAAGAAACACCUCAUUUACUGGAUCUACUAUUUCAGAUCUUUGAAAUUUAUGUGGCGAUUCCGGGGUCGUUGACCGAAGACCUUCAAAGUGCAGUUGAAUUACUUCCGACAUUCUACAACCUUCUGGAUCCCAGUGAGAACGAGAAUUCUCGCUCUAAACAAUGCCAGGUGUCUUAUAUUCGACUGAUCCUCAAUGUGACUAAUAACAGCCCAUCUUUCAGUAAACAUUUCGCAACUUUGGAGAUAGUUGGAGGCUUAGUGAGACUAGUGCAAGUAGAGCUUGGUUCUCUGAAAGAUCAAUCUGUUAUAGAGAAAGAUUCAUAUGAUACGGUCAUCUUGGCCCUCGGCGCCCUCAUAAAUAUGAGUGAGGGGAGCGAAGCAUCCAGGCACCUCCUAAUGAAAGCGUCACUGUUCCCAUCACCCAUUUCCCAGCUUGUUCAAUUAUUCCAGACAAGCAUCAAAUCUUUUACAGGGGCAGAUUCUGUUCCAGAGAUCCAGUAUAAAGUUGCCAUCGGUUACCUAUCAGUCUUACUGGCCACCCUUUGUCUUGACAGUGAUCUCCGUAUCCAAGUUGAGAAGUACCUAAACGGGAAUGACCUCGCUGGACUAUUGUCGACUGUCGAUGAAUUCCUACACUACCAUCAAACAGUGGAGAAGAACUCUCACAGUGUCGAUCCGGCGUAUGAUUCCAUGGCAGGGUUCACAGCCCGCCUUCAGCAUGUCGUCGCUCAGCUUCGAGAACCAGGGGCCUGAACAAUAAUACAAACUGAUAAAACAUGAGCUUGAUUCUUAAUGAGCGGUUCCUGUGGAUAAUAGAAUAGCGAUAUUUACUUCUAUGGUUUCUGCCACUCGAAACU